Messenger RNA from Penicillium malachiteum, 819 nucleotides. RefSeq names its product ubiquitin-conjugating enzyme E2. Lineage: Eukaryota; Fungi; Ascomycota; Eurotiomycetes; Eurotiales; Aspergillaceae. Bases 1 to 819 code for a protein of 272 amino acids. The transcript is spliced from 4 exons. The record is from RefSeq and is a predicted model, not a curated record.
AUGGCCACCAAAGCCGCCUUCAAGCGUCUCACUCGGGAAUAUCAAAAUAUUCAAAAGAACCCGCCUCCAUUUAUCGUCGCUCACCCAUCGGAGACCAAUAUUCUGGAAUGGCAUUACAUCCUUACUGGUCCUCCAGGGACCCCUUAUGAGAAUGGACAAUACUGGGGAACCCUGAUGUUUCCACCAGAAUAUCCUUUUGCGCCCCCGGCCAUCCGCAUGCAUACCCCCAGCGGUCGAUUUCAGCCGUCCACUCGUCUCUGCCUCAGCAUCAGUGACUUUCACCCCAAAUCAUUCAAUCCCGCCUGGGAGGUUUCGACCAUUCUUAUCGGAUUAUUAUCAUUUAUGACUAGCGAAGAGAUGACAACAGGAAGCAAGCCGAACGCCGAGUGUUUGCCGCCCGGUCGCGGUGGUGGAACUCUACUGGGGGGAGGCUCGCAUGUCAGUGCUACCCCCGGAGUAACUCGCACAGCCAAAGGGAUCAAUAAUGUCAAAGCGGGAGAUGGGGGUUUGAAGUUCCGAACUGAGUGGCCCGAGCUGGAUGAGGAAAAUUGGGCCUGGUUGAAGGAACAUCGCAUUGAUACCAGUACCGGUCAAAUUCUCCCGGAUCCUAAUGCCCCCACUCGGUGUUCCCCAGAGACAAGUGCUCUACGUCGACGUCCAAAUGGGAGCGCCCCGGGAAUUGGAGCGGUAAUGGAGGGGGGCCAUGUGGCUCGGGAAGCCGGACAAGGAUGGGCACGGCGAAACCGUUUGUGGAUCGGGUUGGGAAUCCUUUUUGGGUAUGCAUUAAUCACUAGACUUGUGAGUGACAUGCAGGGAUAA